UUCUCUUCAUUCACCAUUUCACUAGCUUCAAACAAUCAAGAAAACAACAUGUCUCUUUUCCCUAUUUUUCUUAUUGCUUUUCUUGCACUUCUUUCCCCUAUUCAUGCCUAUGGUGGAGGUGGCUGGAUUAAUGCUCAUGCCACCUUUUAUGGUGGUGGUGAUGCCUCAGGAACAAUGGGUGGGGCAUGUGGAUAUGGGAACUUGUAUAGUCAAGGUUAUGGAACAAACACAGCAGCAUUGAGUACAGCUCUGUUCAACAAUGGAUUAAGUUGUGGUUCUUGCUUUGAGAUUAGGUGUGUUAAUGAUGGAAAGUGGUGUUUGCCAGCCACCAUUUUGGUGACUGCUACUAACUUUUGUCCACCUAAUAGUGAUGGUGGAUGGUGCAACCCUCCAAAUCAUCACUUUGAUCUCUCUCAGCCUGUAUUCCAACAUAUUGCCCAAUACAAAGCUGGAAUUGUCCCUGUUGCUUAUAGAAGGGUACCAUGUAGAAGAAGGGGUGGAAUAAGGUUCCAAAUCAAUGGACAUUCAUACUUUAACCUUGUAUUGAUCACAAAUGUGGGAGGUGCUGGUGAUGUGCACUCUGUGGCUAUCAAAGGUUCAAGGACUGGUUGGCAACAAAUGUCAAGAAACUGGGGUCAGAAUUGGCAAUCCAAUUCUUAUCUCAAUGGACAAUCCUUGUCUUUUAAAGUCACAACUAGUGAUGGCAGGACUGUGGUGUCUUACAAUGUUGCCCCUGCUAGAUGGUCUUUUGGUCAAACCUUUAGUGGUGCCCAAUUUCACUAGCUAGAAAAUUGACACUAUUUAUUACAUAUAUAACUUAUAUCUAUAUAUAUAUUGUUAUGUAGCAGUACUUAUAUUUUGUUACUGCUACACUAUUUUAUGACCAUUAGGACUUAAUUUCAAAAGUUCAUUUUGGGUUUUUAGGGUACCCUCUGAUAUAAGAGCAGCUCUUUUUUUUUUUUUUUUCCCUUUUUCAAUUCAUAAUAUCAAAAGGGCAGUGGUGGAAUUAACCACCCGCUAGUAUUAGUAGUUGAAGGUGUAAUGGUUUUUAAAUUGGAGGUACUAAUUAAGUUGUAUAUUUAUGGUUUUUAAUGUUGGUAAUGGAAGAUGACUAGUAAUUUAUUAUC
Erigeron canadensis is the source of this 1127-nucleotide messenger RNA. RefSeq names its product expansin-A1. Gene Ontology annotation, biological process: plant-type cell wall organization. The record is from RefSeq and is a predicted model, not a curated record. Lineage: Eukaryota; Viridiplantae; Streptophyta; Magnoliopsida; Asterales; Asteraceae. The transcript is spliced from 3 exons. Bases 49 to 783 code for a protein of 244 amino acids. Gene Ontology annotation, cellular component: extracellular region.